This is a messenger RNA of Xyrichtys novacula (pearly razorfish), 3714 nucleotides long. The record is from the annotation of a GenBank genome assembly. Lineage: Eukaryota; Metazoa; Chordata; Actinopteri; Labriformes; Labridae.
GCAUUUUGGGUCAGUAGCAUGCCCGUAGGAUGCACCGAGACCAACCUACAAUGUGGGCGUGUCUAGCAUCUGAAGUAGUAUCUGAAGUAGCAUGCUACUCGCUCCGGUGGCCAAUUCGGACAUGCUAGAUACUACUUCGACUACUACUUCGACUACUACUUGGCAAUUCGGACGCAGCUUAUGGGAGUGUCGCCACUCUGUUUAAUCGACUGCUCUGGACGCCACAGCUCCUUCACCCGGAAGCACUCACGUCAAGCUAGCACAGCUAGCAUCACGCUUCUACCAUGGCGGUGAAUCUUACAGAUCUCUCCCUGCCUCAACUAGAGGGGCUGAAAACUCAAUUAGAUCAGGUACGAUCAGAAAUUGUUCUCUGUUUCAUUCGUCUGUUUGCUCAUUGAUACGGACUUUCGGAUUGCCUGUAGUAUGUUCAAUUAUUGCAGAAGGGUGUGGUAAACUGCUAGCAUGUACAUGACGCUAACGGUACAAACGCUCGAUCAUAACUAUGAGCUGAAACACGUGAGCAUGUCCUUUCUCUUAGAGUGACUAAAUACUUACUGUGGAAGUAAAGUAAAAUCUGCUCUUUUGAAGGCUAUUGACUGUAUUAGUGUUCGUGUCUGAAAGCUGGUUGUUUCUGUUUAGUGUCAUUGUCUGGUGUGGACGGACUCACAGAUCACAGGUGUUCUGAUCAUUUCUGUUUCCUUCGCAGGAGAUUGAGUUCCUGACGUCUUCAAUAGGUCAGCUCAAAGUUGCCCAGACAAAAUAUGUUGAAGCUAAAGAUAGCCUAAAUGUCUUGAACAAAAACAACAAAGGUGAGUGAAGUUCUUGUUGUGACCUUAGUAACUUUCAGUUUGUGUCAACUUUAGUGCCUCAGACCCCCCAUGGACAAAACAGUCUUAACUUAUAUUCAAUCAAGUCCAAUCCACUUUAUUUAUAUAGCACAUUUUAAAAAAACAUUCAAGUUUGCCAAAGUGCUGCACAGUGAAAUUUAAAAAAUAACAGACACUACAGAAAACAUCACGAGGAAAUAAAUAAAAGCAGGUAAAAAAAUAAAUAAAAACACAAAAGCAUGAAAGAAAUCAAAGUGAUAAAAGGACCAUAAAAAGGCAUAAAAGGAUAGAGAUCACACAACUCUCAUGCUGAGCUAAAAGCCAAGAAAUAAAAAUGACUUUUGAGACGUGAUUUAAAAGUAUAACGUGUGGGGGAUGUUUUGAUGUCAAGUGGAAAAACCGAGAAAGCUCAGUCACCACAUAUUGUCCUCUGCAAGCUAGUAAGGGUUUCUAACAAUAGAUGUCAUCCUCAUGACUUUUGACAGUCAAAUGUAUUGUAUUUUGGGAAAAUUUUAAGUGGAAGGUGUAAAAUUGGGGUAAUUUCCUCAACAGAUUCACCGACACCUACCCACUCCCAUCAAUUUCAAGCUUUAAAAAUUACAGUAUAAAAAUCACCAGUCUUGUCACUGAUGGUCUUAUUUGCGUUUGUAUAUUCCAAAAGGGCAUUUGUAUGAAUUUCUGUGCAUUUCAUAAAUAUCCCAAAACUCCUCAUAGCAGCUUUAAAUGUCAUCAGGGGGUUCCUCUAAGGCUACCAUCUCUGGCACAUUUUAAUCAUCACUGCAUACUACAUAUAGAAAAGUUGAGACUGCUUAAAAGGAUAUUCCGGCAUUAAAUUAAUUUAGGGUCAAACAUUUCAUACCACGGAGUUAGACACCCCGUCGAGACAUGAAUGUUGCUGAACGCUUGCUUCUCUAGUUAUACCAGCUUUAGUAAUGACCGCAGAUAGCAAUACAGAGAGCCACACGCUCAACCAAAACGCCACUCUAAAGCCACAAAUAAUGCUCAGAACAGCACCUAACUUCAUCAACAGUACAUAUAGAGUCUCAGCCAUAGUACUAGCCACCAAACAUCUUUUUAACUUUGCUUGAGCAAAGAGACUAAACACAACUCACCUACUCUCUUCCAGCAGCCGAUGUUUGUACAGAGACCUCCGGGCCAGUCCAUUAUAGACUACAGCGGGGUAACACAGCUCAAGGAAGAACAUUUAUGAUCAUUUCAUGGGAAUGCAAUCAGACCGAGACGCUAAAGCAGAAGAACUACCGCGUCUGCAGUGCAAAUUGAUUAAUAUGAUGAUUAUUACUUCAUAGAAAUGAUAAAGAAAUGAUCAUAAAUGUUCUUCCUUGAGCUGCGUUACCCCACUGCAGUCCAUGGACUCGCCCGGAGGCCUCACUACAAACAAGCUGCUGCUGGAAGAGAGAGGGUGAGUUGCUUUGAGUCUCUUUGCUAAAUACAUUAGGCAAAGUUAAAAAGAUGUUUGGUGGCUAGUGCUGUGGCUGGGACCCUAUAUGUACUGUUGAUGAAGUUAGGUGCUGUUCUGAGCAUUAUUUGUGGCUAUAGAGAAGCGUUUUGGUUGAGUGUGUGGCUCUCUGUAUUGUUAUCUGCGGUCAUUACUAAAGUAAGUAUAACUAGAGAAGCAAGGGUCGGUGACAUUCAUCUCUCGAGGGGUGUCUAACUCGGUGUUACGGUGUGUUUGACCCUAAAUUAAUUUUAGGUCAGAAUAUCCCUUUAAAUUGGCUUAGAUGUUUUACAUGAGGCGAGAUGAGCUCAAUCUACAUCACUGCUUUUUAUGGAACUGUGUAUCACAUCUGCUGAUGUGCAUAUGGUGCUGAUAUUAAUUUUUUGUCACAUGUUUCUCUUUUUUUCCAAACAGGAAAAGAAUUGCUUGUGCCAUUAACCAGCUCUGUAUCCUUCAAAAUGAAAAUAACCAAUUCUGUGUGUGCUUUAAGUCAACCUUUUCAUACAAGUCCUUGACUCUAUCCUCUCUCAGAUGUACGUACCUGGAACAUUAAAUGACGUGGAAACUUGUUUAGUUGAUGUGGGAACAGGAUACUAUGUUGAAAAGGCAAAUAUUCGCUCUCAUUCUAAACUCUUGUAUGAUCUCAUCCUUAACUGUCAAGUUAAGUUAGAUGAAUUCAAGUUAUAGUGAACACUCUGAAUUUAUACUUGUUUUUCUGUGUCCUUGUAGAGUGUUGAAGACUCAAAAGCAUUCUUCAAACGUAAAAUAGAUUUCCUCACAAAGCAAAUUGUUGAGAAAAUUCAGCCAGCCCUUCAGGAAAAACAUGCCAUGAAGCAAGGUAAAACAGUCUUCGUUCCUCUACCCUCCUCAGAUUUUCUUUUAGUAGAAUGGUUAUUUGUAUUAUGUUUAAAAACUGGCACACAUUUUUAACACUAGAAAAAAAGAUUCAUUAUACCUAUGAGAACAUGUAUAACAGAAAAUUUACUCAUUGUAAUUUAUUACAAUUCAGUUAUUAAUAAUGAGAACAUUUUUAAGAUAGUCAACUUCAACUAUUUUUUCUUUUCAUGAAACUUCAGUUUUAAUAUGGUUUUCUGUCUUGCAGCUGUGGUUGAGGUAAUGAACGUGAAAAUCCAGCAGCUCCAACAAAGCCAGCAGUCAUCACAGAUGGUUGGGACCACCAGUGCUUAAUGGGGACACCUGUUUGAACUCUGCAUGACUGGUCGGGGGCUUUCAAGUUUUGUGUACAUCUGCUGUUACAGUUCAAGAAAAAUCAAAAGUCGUUGAUAGCAGAAAUGAUGAAAUUAAAAAUGUGUCAAUGUAAAACUGUUGUUGGGUGGUUUGGUCUGUUUUUUUAAUCUAUUCAGCUGAUAUUAAAUGAGUUUGUACAAUAAAAAAAGGUCAUUGUUCAAACAAGGAACAUUUCUCUCUUAA